Cantharellus anzutake is the source of this 1046-nucleotide messenger RNA. RefSeq lists its product as uncharacterized. The transcript is spliced from 4 exons. NCBI's taxonomy places the organism in Eukaryota, Fungi, Basidiomycota, Agaricomycetes, Cantharellales, Hydnaceae. The record is from RefSeq and is a predicted model, not a curated record. The coding region runs from base 201 to 926 and encodes 241 amino acids.
GACCUGGCCCUGCUCGGCAACCGUAUACGAGGCAAGAAAACAAGGGCCCUAGACGUCACGCUUAUAAUCAUUGGCCUUAGGGAGCUAUGCAAAGCGCAAAAAUUUGAAAUUUCGGGCCGGUAUGCCAUUCGUUUGUAAUAGAGGCUGGCCACCUGCGUUGCACCGUCUGUUGGGCUGUGGUCAGCCUAAGCGCGGGGAAUAUGCACGUGCGGAGUGAGUACUUUUUCCAGGAACGGAUUAAUUCAUCGAUUACCAGUUCAUCGCUUGUUACGUCCACUCCACGAGAGCCAACAGCCUGGGCCUUAGGUUUACACAUAUAUAAUUGCAACAUGCCCAAAGAUCGUAAAUACCACCAUUUUCCCUCCCUGAUGAAGCGACGACGCGCUCCAGAGCCUCCUAAUGACCAGCUACAGGGGUCAACGCCCAAUUUUUCCAACAUCCGGAUUGCUGUUUCUGCAACUGAGAACGACGGGACGAUUCGCGGAGAUCAUGAUCAGCCAGAAGGAUCACAUCCUGGUAACCUUUCCUCUGGUAGCACAUUAAAGGAUGAUGCCGCAGAGCAGCGAACGCGCCUUCGAGACAGGAUAUCCGAGCUAUUCAGGAGAAGCCCCAGCCCCAAUCGUCGCAACCAAUCAAGUACACCCCAGCCCAAUUAUCCUGUGACCGAGACAUCUCCAAACGGCCCACGGCCAUUGCUAUCUCCCCUUCCCACCGAAGUGAUUCCUACUGCGUUAGUUGGUGACGAUGAAGCGAGCGUAGGCACGCAGCAAGAACCGUCAGAUAUCGGGCCGUUAGCCCCAGCUGCUUCAUCAGUGACAGCGGAAUCGGCGUCUCGUAGAUCUGAUGGCAAUCGAAAGGAUAUAAUCGCCGGUGGCACCAAAGCCUUUCUCCAAACCGCGGCCACUGCUCUCAAUGCAUGCGAGUAGAAUGUUAGCGGGAACGCCGAGGAUCUCAAGCAGUUGUGCGACGUGAUUCAGCAAGCGAAGGACUCGGUGUUUGAACCCCUCCAGACGUGGAUUGGAAAGAUCCCUCCUGAGCUUGAAACC